CAGUAUUCAAAAGUGGCUCUUGCUGGAUCGGAAUGAAAACCUGCACCCACAAUGGCCAUUUGCAGAUAUGCAGAAAGAUGUGUGGUAUCCUGGGUAAACCCUUCACAUAGUCACAAUUUAUAAUUCUUAACACAUAUAACGUUAUCUAAUCACAUAUAACAUGUACAUUUUUUACAACAUAUAGCUAGGAAAACUAUUGAAAACUCCUGAAUUCUGAUUAUGUAUAUCUUUGGCAUUGUAUCUCAACUAGAAACAACGUUACAGCAUUGAAAUCAAGGCAAGUCAAGACAAGAAGCUUUUAUUGUCAUUUCAACCAUAUAUAGCUGACGCAGUACAGAGUGAAAUGAGACAACGUUUAUCCAGGACCCUGCUGCUACAUAAAACAACAUAACAACAUAUAGCUAUGAAACAAAAGAACAACACAGAGCUUAAGGAUAGAAAGUAGUCGUCCUAGCUACAUACACUGCAACAUGUGCAACCUGGGGCAAACAGACAGUACAAAGCAACACAAAAUGUGCAAAACAGAAGAACUGUAAACAACAGGAAGAUGCUUUGUGAUGUUCUGCUGGUUGCUGCUGAAGAGGAGAUUCCUGCCCAUAAAGUGGUGCUGGCUUCCUGUAGUCCAUACUUCUGCGCUAUGUUUACAGGAGAAAUGAGUGAAAGUAAGGCCGCGUGUGUUGAGAUAAGAGACAUGGAUGGACAGACUCUCAGGAAAUUGGUGGACUAUAUUUAUACAGCAGAGAUCGAAGUAACGGAGGACAACGUGCAGGUGCUGCUGCCGGCAGCCAGCUUACUGCAGUUGAUGGAGGUGAGACAGGUGUGUUGUGAGUUCCUGCAGACCCAGCUCCACCCCACCAACUGCCUGGGCAUCCGUGCCUUCGCUGACCUGCACACCUGCAUCGAGUUGUUCACCCAGUCCCAUGCCUACGCGGAGCAGCAUUUUAGUGAGGUCAUGCUGGGAGAAGAGUUCAUGAGUCUUUCCCUGCAGCAGGUGUGCAGUCUUAUCUCCAGUGACAAGCUUACUGUAUCCACUGAAGAAAAGGUGUUUGAAGCCAUGAUUACAUGGAUAAAGCAUGAUAAGGAAGCACGCUUAGAGCACAUGCCAAAGCUCAUGGAGCAUGUUCGCCUGCCACUGUUGUCUAGAGAUUACUUGGUGCAGAUUGUAGAGGAGGAGGCCUUGAUAAAAAACAACAACACAUGUAAGGAUUUCCUUAUUGAAGCCAUGAAGUACCACCUGUUACCCGCAGACCAGCGGCACCUGAUAAAGACAGACAGGACUCGGCCACGCACACCCGUCAGCCUGCCUAAGGUGAUGAUAGUGGUUGGUGGUCAGGCUCCUAAAGCCAUACGCAGCGUUGAGUGCUACGAUUUCCAGGAGGAUCGCUGGUACCAGGUGGCUGAUCUGCCGUCAAGACGCUGCAGAGCAGGCAUGUCUUCUUUUACUGUCCCUGUCUUUGCUGUUUAUUGCUCACCACUCUCAGGUCGACUUAACCCUGUGUUUGUGUGUACAGGGGUAGUGUUUAUGGCUGGUAAGGUGUAUGCAGUGGGAGGCUUUAAUGGAUCUCUGCGUGUGAGAACCGUGGACGUGUAUGAUGGCGUGAGGGAUCAGUGGAGUGCUAUUCCAAGCAUGCAGGAGCGUCGCAGCACACUGGGAGCCGCCGUGCUGGGGGACCUACUCUACGCUGUAGGGGGUUUUGAUGGCAGUACAGGUUUGGCCUCUGUGGAAGCGUACAACCCCAAGACUAAUGACUGGGUUUUUGUGGCUCCUAUGAACACUAGGAGAAGCAGUGUGGGGGUGGGAGUAGUGGACGGUAAACUGUAUGCAGUAGGCGGUUAUGACGGUGCCUCUCGUCAGUGUCUCAGCACUGUAGAAGAGUAUGAUCCAGUCACUAACAAAUGGGACUAUGUAGCUGACAUGAGCACCAGACGCAGUGGAGCAGGCGUAGGUGUGCUGAAUGGGCAGCUGUAUGCCGCAGGGGGACAUGAUGGUCCACUUGUGAGGAAGAGUGUAGAGGUGUUUGACCCGGCCACUAACACCUGGAGGCAGGUGUGUGAUAUGAACAUGUGCAGGAGGAAUGCAGGAGUAUGUGCCAUAAACGGCCUGCUGUACGUUAUCGGUGGGGAUGAUGGCUCGUGUAACUUGUCCUCUGUGGAGUUCUACAACCCUGCUACUGAUAAAUGGAGUCUGAUUCCCACCAACAUGAGCAAUGGUCGCAGCUAUGCAGGUGUAUCUGUUAUUGACAAGCUGUUAUGACUAAGAGCUUCGGUGAGCAGGAGCUCGCUGAUUAAAGUGAAGGGCCGAGGUAGACAUACCAUCAUUUAAAGCUCUGAGGGAGGAGUGUCUCUCUGCCCUGGUCACGCUGAGCCUGUGCUCACCAUGCUGGUGCAUAACUCAUGCCAGAUUGACCGCUAAAAUGCCCUCACAUGCUCUCAAAGUGUGCCAUCUGCUUCUGCUGAUUAUCAGAGGCUACAAAUCAUCAGCAAAAAUGGCCUGGCUGGAGCGAGCGAGGUUUAAAAGGCAGGCAAAAUAAAGUGAAGCGGUCAUUCAGCCCGGCAUGCAGAUCUGAACCUGCAGUCUGUCUGGUACCAACUGCAGGUACAGAGCGUACAAUCUCUCUGCUCUACUACUGAUUUAUAAGACACUGUAAAUACAUUUCUGUCAUCCAGGCAUCAUGUAAAUUCCAAGGCUGAAAUGGGUCUGUUCUCUACAGCCUAGCAAUGACGUAUAUCCUCCAUCAUAGCCUUCAGCCUCAACACCACUACUGCAAGCUGAAUAUCAUCAGUUAAACCUGGAGCAGGACAGGGUGUUAUUCUGGUCAUGUUCUCAAACAUAUUUUUAAUGUUCUUUACUCCUAACAAGGUUUAUCAUGGAAUAGAUGUACUGUAGAAGCGACUCUGCAAAGCUACUAAUCGGAGUGUGGUUGUAGCCAGCUGCUUUUGUGCCAUAGUGUGUUUAAUAUUUUUGCACAUCUGUGCUGGGGCACAGAGAAACAGUUCAUUAACACUAUAGGAAUAUAAAAAUGUGCCAAAUGAAUAUCAGUACUCAGUAAAAACUCACUUUUAUCAUGCAAACCAGUCGGAGGAGCCAGUUUAUUAGGUGCACCACAUUUUUAGCAUGAUAUCAGGUGACGAGAUAGAUCUAUUGCCAGGUAUAAGGGUAUGGAGAUUUUCAGAAGAAUGCUGGAGGCAUAUACAGUGUUAUCUUAAAGUGAAGUCACAAUUACAAAGGUCAGGGAUAAAUAUACGUGAAAGGUUUCUGUUAGCAGUGCUGGUAAACAGUAAGUUCCCAUUGUUUUCUCCAUGCUGUGCUGAGAGAGGUGAUACCAAAAACGAGGCUUUUAAGCUAAAGCAGCAGACAAACCAAAUUCAAUAUAUUCACCCAUUUAUUAAAAAAAAUCACCGAAGGGCAAGAUGCAUUUGUGCCCAACCUUAUAAAGGUGAACUUGUGAAUUCACAAACUUUAGUCUUGUGAGCCAAAAGAAAACAAGAAGGCAGGGCUGUUUAGCUAAAAAGUUGUUUAUUAUUAAAUAGCGUUCACACCAGAUAUUUACUGUGCUGUUUUACUGUAUUUUGGGGGAAAAUUUUGUACACAAACGUUGGUAAAAAUCUGUUUUUUUCCCCCUAACAUUGUCUGCUUGCCAAGAGUUUUGGCAGUGUUGGCACUUAUGCAUCUUCCAGACACUCUGUAUGCACAGUUACUGCCUGUCUCUCAGCACAGUUUAUCAGUCAUUCUCAGCCCAGCCUUAACAAUGACAAGGUAGUGUGUGUGUUUUUUUUUGCUACCAGCAGUGUUACCAGGAUCUUAAACAAACUCCACAUCACUGCUCCACUCUUCUGUCCAGCAACAGAAACGGUGCUGAGGUCAGAAUCUGACACUCAUAAAGGGGCUAGAAAAUAAUGACCACACAUUAUACCUGUGAAGUAAUAAAAUGGUCAGUAUGAAUAUCCACUACCCUGUCAGUGUCACACAGCUGUGCUGAGAACGAUCCUCCACCAGAAUACUGUGCUCAGCUGUAAUCCUGCAGUGGUCUCUUUCCCCUGAUGGAUCUAUGCAGAGCGUUGGUAAUUAUGGACCUAUUAAAAUGGAGUGGAACUACACUACAUUGCCAAAAGUUUCGGGACACCUCUCCAUAUCAUUGAAUUCAGGCGUUCCAAUCAUGUCCAUGGCCAUAGGUGUAUAAAAUCAAGCACCUAGGCAUGCGGACCGCUUCUACAAACAUUUGCGAAAGGAAGGGUCGCUCUCAGGAGCUCAGUGAUAGUGUGAUAGGUUGCCACCUGUGCAAUAAGUCCAUUCAGGACAUUUCCUUACUACUAAAUAUCCCAUGGUCAACUGUUAAGUGGUAUUAUAACAAAAUGGAAGCAAUUAGGAACAACAGAAACUCAGCCACGAAGUUGUAGGCCACAGAGCGGGGUCGGCGCAUGCUGAGGCACACAGUGUGCAGAACUCGCAAACUUUCUGCAGAGUCAACAGCUACAGACCUCCAAACUUCAUGUGGCCUUCAGAUUAGCUCAAGAACAGUGCAUAGAGAGCUUCAUGGAAUGGGUUUUCAUGGCCGAGGAGCUGCAUCACCAAGUGCAAUGCAAAGUCUCGGAUGCAGUGGUGUAAAGCACUGUAGAGACGUGUUCUCUGGAGUGACUAAUCACGCUUCUCUGUCCGGCAGUCUGAUGGACGAGUCUGGGUUUGGUUUUGGCGGUUGCCAGGAGAACGGUUCCUGCCUGACGAGUGUUCAUGCGCACGUAAAGGCAGCCGUUCCAAAACUUUUGGCAAUAUCGUGUACAAGACCGGUGCACCUAAUACACAAAAGUGGCAACUCUGCAAAGUUCUCACUCUAGAGCUCGUAUUUAACUCUAGUGUUUGUUUUACGCUGACAGAUCACUCAUCUUCUGUAAACUGAUGGACCGUACAGCACUCUUUAACAGCCGGUAUACAUAUCAGUGGCAAUAAAAGGGUUCAUCUGCAUACAGACCUUGAUACCUAACACUAUUGCAAGCACAAUUUAAAGUCAUUUGAAGUAUUAUUUUAUCUAUUUCUCUUGAUGUUGGUCGCUUCACCAUUUUUCUACCAGAUGUAUUUUAUAUAGGAAGGGGACAGUAGGAGUUUAAACACAAUAACAGCAACGUUUCAUUAAUAAGCUCUGAAGAUCUUUGUCAAUAAUGAGAGGAUGUUGUGUUUAAUGAACAGGAAAAGACAUUUAUUCAGGUUUAGAGCCAGUGCGUGGCUUAUUAUAUUUGUCAUGAAUGAGAAUCAUCAUCAGCAUUGUUUACCAUAAACUCAGCAGUUUUAAAAGACACAGUAUUAAAAGUCCCGUGUGACUAUGCAGAUAAAUGUGCACUUGGUAUUUGCAAAGAUUUUUUUUUUUUGUCCUUCAGAUUAUUAUAAUAAGAGUUAGCUUAGAAACUGAAUCUGAAUUCAGACUGAAUCGCAAUAACUGAUGCAAUAUUGCCAUGCAGUAGAUCUCUGGUCGCUUAGAAAGUCCAUCACUUUUCACAGCAAUUGCAGUUUGCCUUCCAGGCAGCAGAGGGUGCUACAAGUUACAAAUUACUCCUUUAAUAAGAGCAUCGUUGGAACACGUUCUGCUCGUGUCAGAUGUGACGGUUACAUCCAGAUGUGGUUAAUGCAGUUAGUAUCAGUAUUUUUUUUAUUCGCUGAAGCUGUGCAGAUGUGUAAACAGUGUUGCAGUGUGUUUGGUCACGUGGUCAUACUCCGACACUUUCAUAUCUUUCUAUAGCAGUGUGUCAUUGAACGAACGUUAUGUUUUCUAACAGAAUCAUUUUAAUGCACUCGAUUCCCCACAAUGAACUGUUUGGACACCGAUCAGGCAUAACAUUAUGACCACCUACCUUUUGCUGCCAAAACAGCCCUGACCCGUCAUGCACUGUGUAUUCUGACGCCUUUCUAUCAGAACCAGCGCCUGCUGGAUCGGAUCACACCUUCGGGCCAGCCUUCGCUCCCCACUGUGCAUCAAUGAGCCUUGACCGCCCAUGACCCUGUUGCCGGUUCACCACUGUUCCUUCCUUCCUUGGACCACUUUUGAUAGAUACUGACCACUACAGACCGGGAACACCCCCACAAGAGCUGCCGUUUUGGAGAUGCGCUGAUCCAGUCAUCCAGCCUUCACAAUUUAGCCCUUCGUCAAAUCCUUACGCUUACGUCCAUUUUCCCCCACCCACUAACAGGUGCCAUGACCUCAGUCAGUGCUCAUAAUGUUAUGCCUGAUCGAUGAGUGUCAUGAACAGCUCUGACCACUGGGAGGCUGCAGUCUUUUCAGCAUGAGUCAUGAGCAAAAUAAAAACCAAAAGCAAUAUUA
This is a messenger RNA of Hemibagrus wyckioides, 6308 nucleotides long. It is a transcript of the gene klhl3, whose product is annotated as kelch-like family member 3. The coding region runs from base 548 to 2254 and encodes 568 amino acids. The transcript has 13 exons. Gene Ontology annotation, molecular function: protein binding. The record is from RefSeq and is a predicted model, not a curated record. Lineage: Eukaryota; Metazoa; Chordata; Actinopteri; Siluriformes; Bagridae.